Messenger RNA from Ipomoea triloba (trilobed morning glory), 468 nucleotides. RefSeq lists its product as uncharacterized. The transcript has 4 exons. NCBI's taxonomy places the organism in Eukaryota, Viridiplantae, Streptophyta, Magnoliopsida, Solanales, Convolvulaceae. The record is from RefSeq and is a predicted model, not a curated record. Bases 5 to 316 code for a protein of 103 amino acids.
UUGGAUGUUGAUGGCUAUUUGUCCUAAAUUAUAUGAAAUCUAUUGGUUUGAUUCCACUGGUAAUCCGCCACGUGAUGAUAUUAAAGAUAUAGUUGAAACGUCUUUGAAGGCAACAAGCAUAAUAGGUGGAAAGAAAGCAAGUCGUCAAGUAAAAUGGAUUACAUGUUCGUGUGCCAUACAAAGAGGAGGUACCGAAUGCGGAUAUUAUGUGAUGAAAUUCAUUUUGGAAAUCAUUUCAUUGGGAACAUGCAAGGGAAUGAAUAAGCUUUUGGAGAGACAAGGAAGAUUGCCAUACAAUCAAAAAGAAAUUGAUUAAGUUAGAGACAUAUGGUGCCAAUAUUUAGUUGAUGAAUGGAUUGAUAGAUUACUUCUUUAGCUUGAUGAAUUGUGAGAUUUAUGUUAAAUACUUGUUGUUUAUUAGUGUUAUUGAAUUGUGAGAUUUAUGUUGAAUAUUCAAUGUUUUAUUAG